AUGAAUUUAAAAAUACUUAAAAAUAUAAAAAGGUACGACAAUAUUUUCCAUAGAAAAAGAAAAUAUAUUGCUACGGAAUCUAUAAUAAAAAAUUCAUAUUUAACAAAAGAGUAUUAUGAUAAAAGCAAAAAAAAAAAAAUUGAUCUGUUUGAUUUUAUACCACCUGAAAAUUUUAUAUCUUCUUAUUUUCAAAAACUAGAUAAAUGUUAUUCAAAUCCUAGAUCAAUAUUAAGAUUAUACAAAGAUUAUAUUGAUAAAGAAGAUUAUCCAAAUUACAAUUGGCUAGUUAGAUGUUUUUGUCAGUUAGCAAAUGUGUUUGGUUUUAAUUCAUUUUGGAGUAUAAAAGAUAAGGAAGCAAUUCAUGAUUUGAAAUUAUUUAAAUAUUUAAUUUAUGAUUUAAUUGAGAAAAAAGAAUUAAUUAAACCAAGACAUUGUCCUCGAUUACUCUAUGCUAUGUGUUGCUUAGAUUACAGAUGCUAUUUUCUCAUCCCAACAAUUUUAGAAAUAAUUGAAAUAAAUUUAGAAAAAUAUAGAAUUCCUACAUUAUGUAUGAUAAGUUUCUGCUUAUCAUAUUUGGGUUUAACUAAUAAAAAUGUGCAAUUUGGUUCUGAAAAUAAUUUAUCAAGGAGUUAUAAUUUAAUUAUUAAAGUAUUAAAUAACAUAUAUGAAAGAAGAGAAGAAGCAAAAAGUGAUACAACAAAUUUUUGUUGGUCAUUGCUUUCAUACGUUAUAGUUAUUAAUAAUAUGUAUGAAUUUCCUUCAAAAGAUAAUAGCUUUUUACCAGAUAUUUUAACAAAUGCAUGUAAAUCUUUAACAAAAGAAAAUAUAUCAGAAAGUGGAUGGUUGCAAUAUUUUUUAUAUAUAACAUUAUAUUGUUGUGAUGUAGAAAAACCUAGUAAUGAAUUAGAAAUAAAGAAAAGUAUUCCAUUCUUUAUUCAAGAAUAUUUACAUUUAAAAUGGUUAGAUAAUAUUUUAAUAACUGCUCAAAAUCAAGGUUCAGAAAAAAUGCAAUUAGAAAUGGAAAAUAUUAUACAAAAAUUAAAAUUAAAAAAUUUUUUUAUUAAUUUAUCUGUUGGAAGAAAAAUAGAUGAACAACACUGUUUUUUUACUUCUCAUUUUUAUAAACCAUUUAAUUUAUGUAUAGAAUAUGAUUAUUUUCAUCCAAUAGGUUUUAAUAGGCCAUUAGUUAGUGGUAUAAUAUCAUUAAAAAAUAGAAUAUUUAAAAAAUUAAAUUUUAAUGUUGUUAAUAUUCAUAAAUGUUUUUGGGAUCUUUUAUCGGAUGAAGAAAAAGAAUCACAAUUAAUUAAAAUAAUUGAAGCUUUUCAAACAAAACAAAAUACAGAAACUCUUAAGGAAAAAGAAUAUUAUGGUGAAAAGAAAUUUGAUUCUAAUAUGCUUCAUUUAAAACAUAAGAGAAUCAAAUUUCACAGUUGGCCACCAGAAAAUAUAACAGUUUAA
Plasmodium gallinaceum is the source of this 1458-nucleotide messenger RNA. RefSeq names its product conserved Plasmodium protein, unknown function. The transcript has 2 exons. Lineage: Eukaryota; Apicomplexa; Aconoidasida; Haemosporida; Plasmodiidae. The coding region runs from base 1 to 1458 and encodes 485 amino acids. The record is from RefSeq and is a predicted model, not a curated record.